Camelina sativa (false flax) is the source of this 542-nucleotide messenger RNA. RefSeq lists its product as uncharacterized. NCBI's taxonomy places the organism in Eukaryota, Viridiplantae, Streptophyta, Magnoliopsida, Brassicales, Brassicaceae. The record is from RefSeq and is a predicted model, not a curated record.
UAUUAAUCAACAGAGAGAAGAGCGUUAAGAAAUGACAAGCUUCGCAGUUGUUGCAAGACUCAUCACAAGAGCUCCAAGAGCUCGUGCUUCCAUCCCUACAAGACUCGUCCAUGGGAGUACAAGGAAUGAAGCCUCCGUCUGUGACAAAGCCACAGAGGCUCAGCAAAAGGUGGCCAAGAAGGCAGACGAAGGAGCACAGACGAUCUCAGACGCUGCUGGUAACUUGAAGGAUAAGGCGAAGAACACAGCAGAGGAGGCAUGGGAUAAAGUGAAGGACACUACGGAGAAGAUCAAAGAUACGGUCACCGGAAAAACUGAAGAAACCAAGGAGUCCAUUAAUGCCACUGCCAAGACCGUCGAGAGAAGCAUGAACACCAAGAACCUGAAAUGAUAACAUACUGAACUUUUUUAAAAAUUCCACUAUAUUAAAUAAGAUAUUCUUUACCUAAUGGAGUUUGUUUUGAUCUGUUUACACAUUGGUUUUGUAUUAAGAAAACGUAUUGCUUUAAUAGGAUUAAUUUGAUUGAUUGGUUUUGAUCAUA